Molecule: messenger RNA, 1474 nt
Organism: Gaeumannomyces tritici R3-111a-1
Lineage: Eukaryota; Fungi; Ascomycota; Sordariomycetes; Magnaporthales; Magnaporthaceae
Exons: 4
Coding region: 84-1007 (307 amino acids)
Source: RefSeq, a predicted model, not a curated record
AAAAACACCAGAUGACAAGGCCCUUGAUAAUGGCUGAGAUGGAUGCACGACCAUGAACUCUGUUUUGUUUACACUUUGACUCGAUGCAGAUAUCCCGUCUCAUCUUUGCAAGCAACCUGACCUGCCUCGCGCCCUCACUAGCACCCUCUUGCCCGAGACCCGGCCUUGAAACUCACGUCAAAAUGAGCGAGAACACGGCCCGCAACAAGGAGUUUUGGAGCGAGAGGUCCGCCUCGUAUGACUCCGGCUUCGAAAAGACCAUCGCCAUGUUCAUGGCCGCCCUGGUCGAGCGCCGCUCCUUCAUCAGCCCUGAACUGGCGGCCGCCGGCCCCGUGAGGCCAGUGAGGCUGCUGGACUACGCGUGCGGGCCGGGGACCGUCUCCAGGGCCCUCUAUCCCUACGUCACGCAGUGCCGCGGCAUCGACCUCGCGCCGGGCAUGGUGGAAAAGUACAAGGAGCGGGCCAAGCUCGAGGGCCUCAAGCCCGAGCAGAUGGACGCCGUCGAGGGCGACCUGCACGCCCCGUCCUCGGCCCUGGACCGCCCGGACCUGCGCGGCUUCGACGUGGCCGCCGUCGGCUUCGGCGCCCACCACUUCGACGACCCGACGGCCGUGGCCGCCCGCCUCGUCGAGCGCCUGCGGCCCGGCGGCGCGCUCUUCAUCGCCGACCUGCUGCCGUACGAGCGGCCCGCGGGCGGGUGGGGGGACGCAUCUUCUGAUCAUCAUCACCAUCACCAUCACGGUCAAGGACAUCAUCAGAAGCAUGGAGACGGCGGCGGCGGCGACGAGCAAGCGGCGCACGAGGGGGACACGGAGCGCCGCGCCGCCCGGACCGUCGCGCGCAACGGCUUCGACGAGGCCGAGGUGCGGCGCAUGUUCGAGGCCGCCGGGGCCGGCGAGGACUUCAGGUUUGAGAUCAUGGAGAGCAUCGAGAUGCCGCAGCGGGACAAGGUCCUCCGCACCGUCUUCUUCGCCCGCGGCACCAAGCCGGCCGCUGCGGCGAACUGACCGCCAGGAUCUGGGCGCGCGGCUGGGGCGGCUGCUCGGCCGGCUCUGUGACUUGCUAGCUAUGAGGUAGGGGAUAUAGGCAGACGGGGAGGCAUGAGGGCUGGGUGGUGUGCAGGCAGACAAGAAUGACAGGCAAUACAUACAGACAAGGGCAGAAAUGCAGACAGGGGCUAGCAGGCAGGCAGGUGAGGAUAGAACAGGCCACACGAAGGCAGGCAGACUAGGAGAGCCAGGCAGAAGAGGAGACGCAGCCAAGCAAACGAGAGUAUAGACAGGCAGACGAGAACAGACUGGCAGACGAGAACAGACAGGCAGACGAGGACAAACAGGCAUCCAGUCAAGGCAAAGCCCCGUCUCACACCGCCCGUAGCCCCUAAUUCCAUUACGAACAAGUAGACAGCAGCAGGAGUCGCGCCAGCCAUCCACUGCAUGCCGUUACUCACCCCUCAUUCUCAGUUGGUGACGGC